Messenger RNA from Nylanderia fulva, 3866 nucleotides. It is a transcript of the gene RanBPM, whose product is annotated as Ran-binding protein M. The record is from RefSeq and is a predicted model, not a curated record. Gene Ontology annotation, molecular function: protein binding. Lineage: Eukaryota; Metazoa; Arthropoda; Insecta; Hymenoptera; Formicidae.
CACUCUUCGUCCGCGGUUCUCGCGGUGUCGUCACUCACGACUCGCGAGUGAGACUCGGCUCGAGUUGCGCGUGCGACGUGCGCGUAGGGGCAUUCUCGCAGUCCAGGCUCGCACACAGAGACAGGCAGACAGGACGGGACGGGCCGUAGAGAGCGUGAGAGAGUGGGGCAGCGGAUGACAAUGAUGGCCGCCACCAGCGAUGAACGGAGUGUUAUGGAACCUGGGCGAAGGAAUUCGGGGCAGAGUCAGCCCGUGGACCGGCUGAAGCUGCUCUAUCCGAUGGUGAACGAGGACGAUACGCCGCUGCCGCGCUCCUGGAGCACGAGGGACAAGUACAACUACAUAGGCCUGUCGCAAAAUAAUCUCCGCGUUCACUACAAAGUGAGUCGGAUCCGCAUUCUUUCCCCAGGUUACGGCAAAACUCACAAAGACGCUGCCAGCGUUCGCACAACGCACGCGAUACCGGCCGCCUGCGGCUUGUAUUACUUCGAGGUGAAGAUCGUGAGCAAGGGACGGGACGGUUACAUGGGCAUUGGCCUCUCGGCGCGCGAAGUCAAUGUAAAUAGAUUACCAGGUUGGGACAAGCACUCAUACGGUUAUCACGGUGACGACGGUCACAGUUUCUGCUCAAGCGGCACCGGACAACCUUACGGGCCGACCUUCACCACCGGCGACGUAAUCGGCUGCGGCGUAAAUCUCGUUGACAACACCGCCUUCUACACAAAAAAUGGUCAUCACUUGGGCAUCGCCUUCACGGACCUUCCCACCAGUCUCUAUCCAACGGUCGGUCUGCAGACUCCAGGUGAGGUGGUUGAUGCCAACUUCGGACAGUUACCUUUCGUCUUCGACAUCGGGGAUAUGAUCAACGAAUUGCGUGUAAGAACGAGAUUACAGAUCAUAAACUAUCCCACGCCGGAUCACGGCCAGGGCCAGUGGCAGGCGAUUCUUCACAGAAUGGUGUGUACGUAUCUCGUCCAUCACGGGUAUCUCGACAGCGCCGAGGCAUUCGCCAGCAGCACGGGCCAGGUGUUCCAGGAGGACUACAGCUCCAUUAAAAAUCGACAAAGGAUUAUAAAGCUGGUAUUGUCCGGUCGUGUGGGCGAGGCGAUAGAAGUGACUAAUCGGUUAUACCCCGGUCUGCUCGAUGGAAAUCCGGAUCUACUGUUCGCACUCAAGUGCCGUCAAUUCGUGGAAAUGGUGAACGGCAGCGAUUCGGAGGUUUGUCCGAGUGGCAAUCCAAAUCAAACCAGUGUGAUACAAUCGACCAAAGCAUAUGUGAAGUCCGCAACCGGUACUGUAGAAGAGAUGAAUAUCAGUAACGCAAUGAACGGCACCAGCGGCCCACAGUUCGUCAAUGGUCAAAUAGAGGAUGAUGUAGACAUGGAGGAGAGCGGUGUCAACGCUGUGAACGGCAUCAAGAACAGUAACGGGUAUCAGAAUGGUAAUCUGAGCUCGAAUGGGUACAAGUGUCAAAAUGGGGAGGAUGUAGAUAUGGAAAUCGACAACAGUGCCAAUCAAAGUCAGCAGCAGAGCAGCAACAUUACCACUACCACCGAUAGUGCGACAAAUAAAAGUAACAAGAAGCAAUUGUGCGGCGGUAACAAGCAGGCAAUCGAGAAGAUGUUGGAGUUUGGCAGGCAAUUGUACUCGCAAUCGAUGCACCUGAGACAGCAGUGCGAAACGAACGACAUCAAUAAGAAGAUGUUGCAGGAUGCUUUCAGUCUAUUGGCAUACUCCAAUCCGUGGAACUCACCUGUCGGUUGGCAACUCAAUCCACAGGAGAGGGAAACAGUCUGCCAGAGGCUGAAUUCUGCUCUUCUCCAUUCUAGUAACUUAGACUCUCAACCACCCUUGGAAGUCGCGGCAACCCACACAAGAAAGCUUGUCCGCGCGAUGUCGACUGCCAACUUAGGGGCUUGCGGAUUUGCAGUAGUAGAUAAUAUUAUCCAAUAUUGACGGUGCCUACCUCUGCUACCACGUCCGCCUCUUCUACCAGCGCGAGUAUGGACGCGGAGGCGGAACGUGGAGCAGAUUGUUCUGUUAACGCAGCAACAUCGCGAUGUCGCGUGCCUCUUCAGCUAGAGCAGCCGGAUUCGUCGGUGCCUUGGCUCGAUCUCACACCACAGACACGAAUAUGCAAGAUGAACGCUCAGACCUGCCAACAAAAAUGACACCUCGUAAAUUUCUAGCUUAAAUCGGAGAUGGACGGUUACCUUGGGAUUACUAUGCCGACCAAGAGCGAAAAACGGCAGUUCAUGAUGAUGCUGGUCCCCCGUUCCCGGCGAUCAUCCCACGUUUUUGACAUUAUUGUGACUAUUUAUAUUGAUUUUCUGUAUCUUCCUUUUUCUCUUCUUUAUACUUUCUUUUGUCUUUGUAUCUGACAUCAGUUUAUCUUGGAGUUCGCGAUUAUCUCUCGGUCGUUUAAUCGCGUUUAACGCGUCAUCCCCAAAUGAACGCGCAACAUCGGCACGUCGUCACGCGAAUAUCUCAAAUUGCGCGUAGUUAUUUAGCCGCAAGUAUUGUGCAAUACGACGAUUUCACGACACGAGAACGUUAUCGGUGAUAAAAAAAAAAACGGAAUGUAGCCAAAGUCACUCCGCGCAAAGCGAUGUUACAGAACAUCGUCCUUGUCAUCAAAGUGGAAAUUCGCGUAUCUAGAAACGUAACGCGCGUUAUUUGAAAUUUAUUUAUUUGCAUUUAAAUGCGGGUUGUUUGUAUUAAAGAUGUAAUCAGUAAUGGAAAAUUAAAUAUCAAACACUCAACCUGAUUAGAUGCACAAGCCAAAAUUCGAAUGAUGAAGGGAAAUAACAAAAGUGGGACGCGUAUUGUUACAUAUCGCGUCUCGUUCGUUUCGUAAAAAUUUAGCCGUGUUAAUUUUAUCCAUUCGCAUUGGUUUAAUAAUUAACUUCUUAUAUAAUAUUUCACACAUCCUAACGAUAAAAUAUUACUUGCUUUAUUUGGACGAAUCGGCGCGAUGAUUUCUUUUUGUAAUUCGAUUUUCUAAUUCUGGGAGCGGCGGAAGCAUGUUCAUUUUAGAGAUGGACGACAUCUUACGUUUAUAUAUAAAUAGUUGCGAAAAACAAAAAAACCUGUAAACUUAACUAAGGAGCGAUCUUGUACUCUAUACUAAGUAAUUGUUUUUUAUAUGCGACAUAGUAUAUUAUUAUAUUAUAUAUUAUUAAAGAGUAAAAAAAAACGAGAGAGAGAAGAAAAAUCACAAAUAAGAAAAUCGUAUGCAGCUAGGCGUGCGUUUAAAUACAAUAAUUUUACUAUAUAUACACGAAAAAAUCAUAUUAAUUAAAAAAUAGAAUUAUCCGAAUCAAAUGAUUUUUAGUGUUAUUGUUUUGUGUACUAUAGAUAGAGCUAUAAUAUGAAUAUGUGCGAAUACAGCAUGGAUUUGGCUAACAUGUUUUGAUAAAUUAUUUUGUUUCGUCGCACAUGUUGUUGUUAUCGCGAUUAUCCCGCCACCUUUCUGUAAAUUCAUCUAUAACCUAUUGUUAUUAGGCUGAUUGGACAUUGAUUUUCGGGAAUAAUCGUCAUUGUUACUUCAAGAUUUGUUAAAGUUUUCGUUUUAUUUAUCGACGUGACCGGCGACAACAAAUUGACAACCUGCUCAUUCUUGUACAUCGGAUCGCGUACUCGCCGGUAUACGACAACAAUUUUAGCCGAAUCAUCGAGAUGCGCUCGGUAGAGAUCGUCGAUCUCACGCUGGUUCUGUCCCCGGACACAUUUUUUGUUUCGCGCCUUUCCGGUGGUUGGCUCUCGAAUUGUCGUUUUGCCCCCUAGCCUGCCUUCUGAGUCUUUCGACACCGAUACUUUCUCAAAAUGCAUAUAUAUUUUAGGUAAUAAAGAUACAUUGUAAUAUA